GUUUAGUUCGUUCGUUGUGGAGUCGUGAAAGUUCUCAAGUUCUCGUUCGUUGUCUGUCGCACGAAAAUCGAUCUGUGAACCUAUUGUUUUCACCAUAACACGCGAUAGUUUUUCAGUAACUGUUCGAGAUUUUAAAAAGAUCGCUCUGUUUGAGGAAUAAGACGCCAGCAGAAGAAGACGAGUUGUAACUUCGACGAAACCAGACUCAACGAAGCAACCGUUCGAAUCUUAACAAUGUCCGAGCAAACAGCCCAGCUUUCUGCUGCCGAAGCGACCGAAAUCCGUUGCCAGGAAAAGUCCAAAGGUGGGCUGUGCUAUGAAGUAAUUCUGGCCGAGCCGGCCGUCAACGUGACGCUGCCGAAGUUGCCCCCGGUUCCGGAGAAGAGCGUGUCGGCCGUGGAGAUCGAGGAGAAGCUGAAGGCGGCCGAGGAACGCCGUCUGUCGCUCGAGGCGAAGAAGAUGGCUGACUGGUCGGCCAAGAUGGCCAAAAUCGAGGAGGCGUCGCGCAAGAAGGACGAGCUGGACAAGGAGUUCAAGACGCACGCCAAGGAGGUGCUGCACACCAAGAUGGAACAGUACGAGGAGAAGCGGGAACAGCAGCUGUCGGAGAUCAAGGAAAAGCUAAAGAUGCACGCCGCCGAUAUCGAGAAAACGCGACAGAGCUUGGAGCAGCAGAAGAUCGAUGAACUGCAGAAGCAUCUGGAUGAGAAGCUGCGAAACGCGUCCACGCUGCGCGACGAUAAUAUCAAGAAAAUUUUGGGCCGACUAAAGGAACACAAUACCGAUAAGCUGAACGAGGUUCGCGCCACCGUCGACCAGAUCGAGGCCGAAAAGACCACCCAUAAGACGCGCAUCCUCGAAAACAAGCUGUCCACCGCCGAGCAGAAUCGCGAAAAGGAGCUGCAGAAGAAAUUGGAAAAUAUCCGGAAGCACGAACGGCGCGCUGAGCUGGUCCGUCAAAAUAAGGCCGCACUGUCGCAGCAGGGCGAUGUAACUGCAUCAUCCGGUUAGAAUGGAGGGCAGAUGGACAUAGGUGGUCGAUGGUCGUGAAUGGAAUAGAAAAUGAACACACACCGAUGCUGGGAGCGACACACGACACGACACAUCAUGACGCGUUUUUGCAUCCAACCAACAACAAACGUGUGCUGCUGCUGCUGCUGCUAAACAAACAUACUGGAAAACUGGCCGCCCCCCACACACCCGCGGAAUGGAAAAACCCGUGUUGUAUCCCCACUCGUUGGUUUUGUAUUUAUCUCCGAGUGAAUCCACCAUUUCUUUUAGUCGUUUCGACUUUUGCUCGAACGUCGUCGCUCUGCUGCUGUGCGCCUCUCAUAGAGAACCGAAACGAAACAAUGAUCUUGAACAGUCACACACGGAGCAUGAAAUACUCUUUUGAGCACAAAAGUCGCCCCCCAUAUUUAAACGCCAACACAAUGACCUGUUAAUCAAAAUAAGCAUCUCGGGCGCAGCGCAAAAUCCAAGAACCAAUCGAUAACCAACCAAGUAAACAAGCAACCUAAAUACAAUUAGCCGGUAAUCGUGUGUAGUGCAGGCGGAGAAGGAAAACCCAUCCCGAUGGAGGCAAUCUCGAAGCGAGAGAACGGAAGGUAGAUAGUUAGAUAUAACGCGGACAUCACAACAGAGCAUCUCCUUCUUCUUCUGAUGAAGACACGUAGACACGUUUCUUUUCCAUUAGGGAACUGCAAACACAUACCACUCUCUGGGGGUUGGUAGCAUAUUCAACACACAUAAUGAUAAAAGCUUUUUGGGGCCAUGAUAGACUCAUGUGGACCCCUCAAAACUAAAGCAACACACGAUGAUGAUGGCGCUUGGCGAGUGAAGCACAAACUGAUAAUCGCUCCUUGGACUUAACGCUGCCGCCGACGCUGCUGCUGCUGCCGCCGCCGUGCGCGUAGCGAAUUACACACUCCAGUUUAUGUCCUUUUUGAAAGGCUCAAAUAAUAAAUGUUUAAGAAGUCAUGACGAGAUGUGCUAUCUCUCUCGCGAGAGCGCGAGCGCGCGCCACCGAGCGCAACAACAAAGGCCAUAAUCUUACGCAGCCGCAGAGAAGAGGAACAAUGGGGUGGUGAAAAUAUUCUCUUGAUAACGGACUGGUGUUAUAAACGUAUAAGGGGAGCAACAAAUGAUAACAACCACACAUAAACCGCUAACCAGGAAAAUUGAUGAUCGAUGAAGCGCAGAACUUAUAACCGAAACUUGCACACAACUAAACAAAACCAACACACAGCACUUUACUAAAUAAAACAAACCUAUAUUUACCCCGUUUUUUCCACUUCGUUUUCAACAAAUAAAACAACUACAAAAUGAGCAUGUGUAUCCACCGCGCGUCUAACGAUGGACCCCUCGGCGAUCGGGAGAGAGGGUGCGCAACAUAAUAUCCCGGACGGACAAAUCAACUUUUGGUUUAAUUUCUACAAUCGCGGCCACGCGGGAAAAGGCAGCGCAGACGCGACAGGAAUUGAUUGAAUUGGUGGCAGAUCCGGGGCAGGAGGGAGGUGGCGCCCCGACUAGAAGAAAUGUAUUAUCACGACCGAACUUAACAACGUAUGGCUUUGAUUGGGUAAAAUGGCAAGCGGCGCUACUCGACUGUUCGCUCAACGAGAGCCGAAACGCCGCUGUGCGUAGGAAGAUUAAAAACAUAUAAAAAUACACGUCAAAACGCGCAUUAUAUACUAAAUAUCGCCUCUCUGUGCCGCUACUUUUACAUUUAUUAUUACCAGCAAAGAUGGAAACACGAAGCAACAAAACGGCAUGGCGCCAUCGACGGGGCGCGCGCCCCCCGUGGCGCGAUGCGAAGUACGCGAAGGGCGAAGUUUGUUGAAAAAAACAUAUAAAUACACAAACACAGACACAUACCCAGACACACACACGCGCGUAUAUAAAUAUAUAUUAAAGGAACAUAUAUUUACAACUUUCUUUACGCUUUUGUGAGGGCUAAAGAGGCGAAAGUGGCAGGGAAAGCAAGAUGGGAACACUCUGGGAUAGAGAGAGAGAGAUAGAGUGGAGAAGAGGUUGCUGAGCCCCGCGCGAGGCCAAGAAGGGUCAGUCUGAUGGAUGCUGGAUAAAAGUGCUUUGCGAGAAACUAAACAAACAAAAAAAUACACAAAAAUACAAAAAAUCUAACAAUGCUGGGCUACCGCUUACUCCCUGCGCAAAGAUCGGCCAAUUGGUAUCUGAUCGAUCGAUCGAUCGCGUGAAUAUUUAGUGACAAUGGCUUCGCUAUGCUUAUGUCUCUCUUGGUAAACGUUCGCUUUUCCGUUCGUCAUUUUGUCAGUUUUCAUUGCCCGCGUAUCAAAAAGGCUCAAGAAGAAAGGCGUUCGAUCCUAGCUGCCGUGUCCAACCGAUGAUCAACUAACCGGCGCCCAACUAAAGAAUACGCUUUUUGCCGGAGGAACCGAAACGGAAACAGAGGGAAAAGAAAAAAAGGGCUUGUGUUACGCUAGGACGCGCGCGAAAUCUGAAGGGCGGUGGUAUACAUUGAAGCGAAAUAAAGCGAAAAAGAUAUCAUGAAAAGCUACCGAAAAGCGUUAUCCGAUGUUUGUGUACAAUAAAAGUGUAGUAAAUGUGCGUCGCGCCGCUAUGAAUCCGCGAUCACUCGUGAUCGUGAUCAUCGAAAACCAUUCGAAAGUUGCUGGCUGGCUGGCUUUACGUGAUCGAUAUUUAAAGUAUAGAAAGCUUUGUGAAGAUUUAUUGCUUUUCUGUGCAUUGUGCAAACAACAGUGGGAUUUAUUUUAACCCUCAACAAUUGUUCCAAAAAGAAGGCCCUCACUUCGGAGACGUUGUUUUAGCGCUGGUUGCGGAGGUCGCUACUCCGCCCUUUCGUGUCCUUCCUUUUGUGUGCACUCAAAUAAAACAAAAUCCCGGCAGACACUCGUAGCACAUAUCGCGGCGCGAACCCUGGUCCGGGUGCUGUUUGAUCAGGGCCGGCUGACGAUCAUCAGCCACUGCAAAUGGUAGUCGUCAUCGAUGCGCGCGUAUCGGAAAAGAGAGGUGACUUUAAACCAUGUGCUACUAUAAAACAUAAACAUAAAUGAACAGAAAGGAAACUAAUUAUUGUAAGCAGAGAAACAUAAAAACCAGCAACCACAGCGCAUCACAAACAACAGCACAGGCAGGCAAGGAUGGCAGGCAGAAUAAACAGGGAAAAUAGACAACAAAACGAAGCAUCAUCGGCAUCUUAGAUCGAUCGAAGCAAGCAAAUGAUACUUAGUGUAGUGCAAAUUAAGCCACAAGCAACUGGAGCAAAUCACCAUGCACCGUGUCGUCCGAUCAGAGUAACCACGGGAAACGGAAGGAAGCAUAAUUCACCAGCUGUCGGGAAUUUAAUUAUUCAAAUAUACCGCUCUCAAAGGGGUCGUUGAAAUUUGACAACAUUUUUUGCACAAGCCUCCCUGAUUCUGAGGCAGAGUUCCAAUCUAGGAAGUGCCGUCUAGAGAGCAUAACAACAAUUGUUUCAACUCGAACGAACCCAUCGAUCUUCGAACGAUGAGUUACACGCCUAUCCUUAUUUGAUCCUCAUAAUUAAUUCCCGGCACCGCGUAGAGUGAGUGAGAGCAAGGACCUCGAGCCCCCAAAUAAAGCGGAAAACUUCCGAAGCACAAACCAACCAUAAUCCGGGGGAAGGGUGCGUGGAAAACAGAGACUGGCUCCGACGGUAGCAUUACUCCGGUGGAAAAGCCGGAGGCGGAGAAGAAACGCGUUCGAGCGCGUGAAGAGAGGGAACCGGAAGAAAACGAGCAUCAAUGUAGAGGAGGGAAGGCAAACGGAUCUUAAUUUCGAAAUAAACAACACAA
Messenger RNA from Anopheles bellator, 4814 nucleotides. RefSeq lists its product as uncharacterized. The record is from RefSeq and is a predicted model, not a curated record. Gene Ontology annotation, molecular function: tubulin binding. Gene Ontology annotation, cellular component: neuron projection; cytoplasm. Gene Ontology annotation, biological process: neuron projection development; regulation of microtubule polymerization or depolymerization; microtubule depolymerization. NCBI's taxonomy places the organism in Eukaryota, Metazoa, Arthropoda, Insecta, Diptera, Culicidae. The coding region runs from base 235 to 1011 and encodes 258 amino acids. The transcript has 6 exons.